Molecule: messenger RNA, 684 nt
Organism: Colletotrichum chrysophilum
Lineage: Eukaryota; Fungi; Ascomycota; Sordariomycetes; Glomerellales; Glomerellaceae
Exons: 4
Coding region: 1-684 (227 amino acids)
Cellular component (GO): nucleus
Source: RefSeq, a predicted model, not a curated record
AUGGCGUUCGAUGACGAUGACGAGGCCAUGUCUGGUCGCUCCGGCGGUGAAGAAGAUGGCCAGCCGCGGUCCAAGAAGAGACAUGUCGAAUGCGUGUACGACGACAGGAGGUCCAAGCCAGGACUUCGAACUGGGGCUGUCGAGAAUCUCAGCCAGCGGGUCGGCCAAGGAGUCCUAUGGCAGCAAGUAUUCAAUGCCUUGAGCACCGCAACCCACCUCAACUCUUCCAGUCCUAGUCAAGAGGAGUCAUUAAACCCGUCGCUCAACGAAACGGCUGCUUCGCUGAAGAACACCCUCGCGACCCUUGCUGAAGGUGGGGAGCCGGCGAUGGCAACUCUCGCAGCUUGGCGCCCGAAGAAUCCAGAAACACAGACGACAGCGCCCAAAGAAAAUACACGCGUCAACGCCAAGCUGGACUCCGUGUUUGGUGAUCCUCUACUUCCUGAGGCGGACCUCGUGGACAAUCUUGUUGAAAUUUACUUUGCGAAUAUCCACCCCUGGAUCCCGAUGCUGCAUGUCCGCCAAUUUCGCGAGCGCAUGCUGGAUCCCGAACAACGACCGCAACUGAGUACGAUAUUCCAUGCCAUUGUGAGCCUCUGCGCGAGAUUCUCCCAGGAUGCCCGUCUUGGUUCUCCCGAGGAAAAGACUCGAUUGGAAGCGGCCGAGGGCCCUCUGCAUGGGUAA